Penicillium maclennaniae is the source of this 1083-nucleotide messenger RNA. Its product is annotated as LysM peptidoglycan-binding domain-containing protein. The coding region runs from base 1 to 1083 and encodes 360 amino acids. The transcript is spliced from 2 exons. The record is from RefSeq and is a predicted model, not a curated record. Lineage: Eukaryota; Fungi; Ascomycota; Eurotiomycetes; Eurotiales; Aspergillaceae.
AUGGGGUCAUCAAAGCUGGAAGUACUAUCUUUUUCCAUCUUGAGUAUGCUACUGUGGAUCAACACAGCAUCUGCAUUGAUCGAAGAUGCCUAUCCUCCAUCUCGCAUCUUUCCUUGGUUACUCAAUUCGCGAACACCGAACAGCCCCCUCCUCAAGGCAGACAGUAAUGGAGUUUGCUACAGUUAUGCUGUCCAGGCAACGGAUACUUGCCAAAGUAUUGCCCAUACCUAUGAUAUUACUGUGUCUGACAUUAAGUCCUGGAACAGCCAGACAUAUGGCUGGAAGGGCUGCAAUCACAUGCAACAGGGCGAUCUUAUAUGUCUUAGUACAGGAUCUCCUCCAAUGCCAGUAGCACUUCCAAGCGCUACCUGUGGUCCUCAGGUACCUGGAACAGCACGACCAAGCAACUACGCUGAUCUGGCUUUCUUGACUCCCUGUCCAUCGGAUGAUUGUUGCCUUUCAGCCGGUACAUGCUCGACUAGCUCGGAUGUCUGCUCUUCGAGCGAUUGCAUCUCAAAUUGUAGAUCAAAAGUGACAACCCAAACCACAAUGAAGAAAGCCACCAAAACUUCAACCAAAGACAGUGCGAAAACCAAGACCACAGCCGAAGAUGAAACCACUACUACGAAAGCAGAACACACAAUGACCAAAGCGGAGCCUGCUUCAGUCACAAAGGCUUCCACAACUAUAGCCUCAGACGAGCCCAACAAAUGGACUCUCACAGCCUACACCGGCAAUAAAUGCGGCGGUGACUACGAUCUCAUUGAAUUACACGGCGCAGAAACCUCGAAAUGCUUCAAUAUCAGAGAGCUCGGCACUCAGGUUGAAGGAACCGGCGCUUCUUGCAGGUAUUUCACCAACGGCGGCUUCAGCCAGGCUAGCUGUGUCUCCAGCCCAACCGACAUGGUCUUUUGGUCGUUCAUCGUGACAGGCGGCACUUGCACUAUUCAUAACGAGAAGGACUGUGAAAAUUCGAAGGGUAUCAAUUUUGAACUUCAGACGACCAAUGGUUGCAAGAAGGAAGAUGUGUACCACCCGAAUUGGGGCGUUGUUUGGGCCUCUUUGAAAUGCUCUACGAGCUGA